AUGAUGGAAAAAAGUAAACCAAAUGUUGUAUUUGUUUUAGGUGGACCAGGUUCAGGUAAAGGUACUCAAUGCGCCAACAUUGUUAGAGAUUUUGGAUGGGUACAUUUAUCAGCAGGUGAUUUAUUACGUCAAGAACAACAAUCUGGUUCAAAAGAUGGUGAAAUGAUUGCAACAAUGAUCAAAAAUGGUGAAAUCGUUCCAUCAAUUGUAACUGUAAAAUUAUUAAAGAAUGCUAUUGAUGCUAAUCAAGGUAAAAACUUUUUAGUUGAUGGUUUCCCACGUAAUGAAGAAAAUAAUAAUUCUUGGGAAGAAAAUAUGAAAGAUUUUGUUGAUACAAAAUUUGUUUUAUUCUUUGAUUGUCCAGAAGAAGUUAUGACUCAAAGAUUAUUAAAGAGAGGUGAAUCAAGUGGUAGAUCAGAUGAUAAUAUUGAAUCAAUUAAAAAGAGAUUCAAUACAUUCAACGUUCAAACUAAAUUAGUUAUCGAUCAUUAUAAUAAAUUUGACAAAGUUAAAAUCAUUCCAGCAAAUAGAGAUGUUAAUGAAGUUUAUAAUGAUGUUGAAAACCUUUUUAAAUCAAUGGGUUUUUAA
Messenger RNA from Dictyostelium discoideum AX4, 588 nucleotides. RefSeq names its product UMP-CMP kinase (gene pyrK). NCBI's taxonomy places the organism in Eukaryota, Evosea, Eumycetozoa, Dictyosteliales, Dictyosteliaceae. Gene Ontology annotation, cellular component: cytoplasm; nucleus. The transcript is spliced from 2 exons. Gene Ontology annotation, molecular function: nucleobase-containing compound kinase activity; CMP kinase activity; dCMP kinase activity. The record is from RefSeq and is a predicted model, not a curated record. The coding region runs from base 1 to 588 and encodes 195 amino acids. Gene Ontology annotation, biological process: 'de novo' pyrimidine nucleobase biosynthetic process; pyrimidine nucleotide biosynthetic process.